Molecule: messenger RNA, 1610 nt
Organism: Chenopodium quinoa (quinoa)
Lineage: Eukaryota; Viridiplantae; Streptophyta; Magnoliopsida; Caryophyllales; Amaranthaceae
Product: 4,5:9,10-diseco-3-hydroxy-5,9,17-trioxoandrosta-1(10),2-diene-4-oate hydrolase-like
Exons: 13
Coding region: 170-1345 (391 amino acids)
Molecular function (GO): epoxide hydrolase activity
Source: RefSeq, a predicted model, not a curated record
CGGCCACAUUUAUAAGGCAGGGAAAAGAGAAGCUAAAAUUGCGCGGUAACGGGGGCUAACAAGUAACGACCGAACAAAUCCUAUCCAUCUUUUCAAAUAGUCUUACAGAACCAAGAUCAUCAUAUUCUUUCUACAUCCUAGUAAAAUUACUACCCUUUUACUUGUUGAUAUGUCUCUUCAAUCUGCCAAUGUUACCUCUUUUCACAAACCCCAUCACUUUAAAUCUUCUAUUAAACCUCUUUCUAAAUUACCCAAGUCCAAAAUUGUUGUUACCAAAAGGAGGAAACCAUUAAAAUUAGUUUGUAGCCAAGAUGAGGAUUAUUACUUGGAUGCUCCUGUUUCUGCUGGUGAUGGCUUCUCUUUCAGUGGAGGAAAGUAUUCAGAUGGAUCAAGUCCUGCUGAUGAAUGGUUCAAGCAGGGAAAAAUGGUGAAAGCUUAUGUUGUUCGCAGCUCAGGUGAGAAGGCAAAAGAUCCAAUAUUCGGGUUGACAAUGGGCAGCAGUUCUCAAGGUUCUGAUGACGUGUUUAGAUGGUUUUGUGUUGAAAGUGGAAGUACUGAUAAUCCUUCAGUCAUGCUCAUUCAUGGUUUUCCAUCACAGGCUUACUCAUAUCGCAAAGUUCUUCCAAUACUUUCCAAGGACUACCAUGUCAUUGCUUUUGAUUGGCUAGGAUUUGGAUUUUCAGAUAAGCCACAACCUAAAUAUGGUUUUGACUACACAAUGGAAGAAUAUACUGCAUCCUUGAAAACUCUGAUUGAUGAUCUGGUUCCGAAUAAGGUUUCACUUGUUGUACAGGGAUACUUCUCACCAGUGGUUGUGAAAUAUGCUUUUGAUCAUCAGGAUAAAGUCAAUGAUGUCAUCCUAAUUAAUCCACCCAUAACUGCAAAGCACGCCAAUCUGCCAUCGUCAUUGUCCAUAUUCAGCAACUUUCUGCUGGGGGAGAUUUUUUCUCAGGAUCCUCUCAGAGCAAGUGACAAAGCAUUGACUAGUUCUGGUCCAUACAAAAUGAAGGAAGAUGAUGCUAUGGUUUAUAGAAGCCCCUAUCUCACAUCAGGAUCCUCUGGUUUUGCACUAAAUGCAGUCAGCAGAUCUAUGAAAAAGCAGUUAAAGGAUUAUGUUCAGGAGUCAAGGAAGAUACUCAUGAAUGAAAACUGGAAAGUCCGCACAACUGUUUGUUGGGGUCAAAGGGAUCGAUGGCUAAACUAUGAUGGUGUCGAAGAUUUCUGCAAAGAGUCUAAUCACAAAUUGGUUGAACUCCCCAUGGCAGGGCAUCAUGUACAGGAAGACAGUGGUGAAGAGCUUGGGAAUAUUGUUGCUGGGCUGCUCAGUAAACAGAGACGUAUAUAGUACUUGCAUUUUAUUGAAGGUUUAACACGCAAUUCUUGCUGAUCAGGCGAAAUAGUUUUUGCUAAAAAAUUUAAUGUAGCAAUUUCUAUGACAAGCAGAAAUGUUUAUACUCCUUAGUACGUCAAAUGAAUGGAUGAUUUAGCUCAAUCUUUCUACUCAAUCUAAUGAUAAGAAUUUCCUUAGUUCUGUUUAAUAGCUAAGAAACUAUCAGUUCACAGAAAAUAUGUAGGCAGGGCUACAAAGUAGAGUGAGCAUGUUAUCUACA